GGGCUUUUUGCAUUUGCCUUCUGGCCUCAUGGGGCCACCCAGCCGGCUCUUCCCUGUAGCCACCUGGACCAGCAACUGCGUUAAAAAAGCAGAGCGGCUCCUGCAAUCAGCUGGCUCAGCGUGCGUGUUCCGGAUCAAUGCCCUCUCACUCGUCUACCUGCUCUACCUGCUGCUGCUGCCCUGGUUCCUGGGACCCACGGAGCACACCAUCACAGGGCACACAGGCCGUCUCCUCCAAGCACUCCUGGGAACCAGCGUUCUCUUCCUCAUUGCCCACCUGGUCUUCCAGAUAUGCCUGUACACGGUGCCCGGCCUGGACCAGCUGCUGGGCCAGAACUGCAGCACGUGGGAAACGCUCGCCCGUCACAUUGGGGUCACCAGGCUGGACCUAACCGACAUCCCCAACUCCGUACGCCUGGUGGCGCCCGACGUGGGGAUCCUGCUGGUCUCCGCCAUCUGCCUGGGCCUGGGCCGGCGCCUCGUGGCGCGGGGCCGGACGCCGGAGUCGCUCGAGCCCGGACUUGAGGUGAGAUGCUGGCGCCAGGCUGCUCCGUGGGCGGAGCUUGCCGGGCCCCGACGGACGGGUGCUGGGGCAGGAGGGGAGCUGCUGAGGCUGCGCUCUGCCCUGGCAGUGCCCGUCGUGUUUCAGCCGCUCCGCAGGAGCCAGGCAGGAUGACGGUAAAGCAGCCGCUCCGCCCGGCUGCCCAACCCCCCCCUCCUUCCCCUUCUGGCCCCAGGGCAGCCGGGGGGGGCAACGGGACACGCUCCUCUCCUCCCAGGCUGGAUCAGUCACUGCAGCUCUGGUUGCAGGGGGGAAGUGGGGGGCAGAGGCUUCAGGCUUUUCUGCCCCGCGUGCCUAUUAGACCCACCCUUGGGCAGGGUCCUUCCCGGUGCCUUAGCCGGGCUGGCUGUCAGGUUUCGUCCAGCACAGCCCCCCCGCACCGCCGGCGAGCUGUCCUGCACAGGGCACGGCCACAGCAAUGACACUGGUGUUUAGACCUCGACGCAACCAAGGCCUGGCCGCUGGGGGCUGCCAGACUGCGGCCAUGGCCGUGGCUUGUCGGCAGCACCCCUCUGGGCUGUGGGGAGAGGGAGCGUGGGUCCCCCGCUGGCCUGUUUCCUUUCCUAGCCAGGCACUGCCCCGCCCUUU
Messenger RNA from Pelodiscus sinensis (Chinese soft-shelled turtle), 1150 nucleotides. Lineage: Eukaryota; Metazoa; Chordata; Testudines; Trionychidae. The record is from RefSeq and is a predicted model, not a curated record.